AGCUUUGUCGACAGAGAAGGGAAGAGAAGAAGGGAUGAAGAGGGUAAUCAGUUCAAAAACUGCACUUUUCAUGAGUGAUUUUAAAGUGAAAAUCCACUAAAUAGUAAACCCAGUUCUUGGAGAUCUACUUUCCAAGAGACUUCAGCUCCAGCCAUAAUUGUUCCCACCUGACCUUCUAAUCAUUUGAUCAACUCACAAAGGUGUGUUUUGGUUGAAGAUGAAACCUUCAGGAAGGUAGAUCUCGAAGAAGAGGAUUGCGCCACAUAUUAACACCACCACCACCGUCAUCGUCGUCAUGACAUCGUGGGAUCAAAGAAUAGCUUCUUUUUUAUUGAGUCCUACUCAGUUUUUGUCCUGCACCACCUCUGAGACUUUUUUAGCUGAAGUUCUUGACAACUUAAGGGAUGACAAAACAAAUGACAGCAAGAAGAUCCUCCUGCUGUCUGCAUUAUUGGAUCAUCCCACGGUCCUUUGCCCGACCACAUCAUCAGGAGAGGAGACGGCGCAGGAACUUGUGUCAAUCCUCAAUGUUACUCCGCCCAAAUCCGUCAAUCUAAAGUGCCAUCUCAUUCUGGCGAUCACCAAUGUCUUGAUAUGUACAUUGUGCUUGGCUAACCAGACAAAAGUCGCAGAGGACUAUUUGGACUUCCUGUUCUUGUUGAUUCAGGACACAAACGAUAACGCAGGUGGUCCGAGUCUCCACUCUGUCCGAGCCGCUGCUUGCGAGUGUCUUAGAGAAAUGGAGACCUGCCAACCAGGCCUUCUGUCGCAAAAGCUUGAGGCUCUUUAUUAUCUUAAGCAGCAGGAAACCACCGUUCUGCAUCAGUCCUAUAGCACGCUCUAUACGCAGGUGCUCAAGAACGCAAUCUGGAUUUUGACCCAACAAAUAGACGUAGAUAAUGCUAAGCUUAGGAGCGUCUUAGCCGGAAACGAAGGCUUCGCGUGGAAAUCUGUCAAGUUUGGCAAGUCUAUCGGCAUGGCGCAAGUUCCCCAGCUACCGACGACGCUGGAUUUCAAAGAGCUGAAGUCUAUAAUGUCCUUGCUCUUGGAGGAAUCCUACUUGAUGACUGCUUCCUCGCAGGCUGCUUUACUCCGGGGACUUGUCGAGAUAGUGGCGAUGGUACCAGGCAUCUCUCCGGCCAUAUUCAAGUCUCAGUUGCUCAGGCUUUUCGGAACGACCGAGGUGGAACUAAUGCACGCCACGCUAUUUAUGAAAAGUAUGUUCACUGAUGGCCUCUUCACGGCCGAGGACGAACAUUUCUUGCUCAAGCGGCUUGUCGGAAUGGUGCAACAUCCCCUACUGAGAAUUCCCGAGAAACUCUUUUACAUGGACUGCAUUCUUCACUUUCCUGAGAACAGACCCAUUUCGAGCAGCGGCGAGGAGUGCUUGCCUGUCCUCAUCACGCCUCAGCUUACUCUAUCCCUCUUCCCGACUGUGUUCAACGACAGCACCACGAUGCUUUGUAGACUCAACCUCCUCUGCCUGGUACACGUCGAGGCAAGUGAGGAAGAGGACGGCCAGGGCGUGGGAUACCUCAUUGAUCACGUGAUGGCUUUGCUCAGAAUAGUAGACAAUCACGGAGGCAGGGAAGCAGUGGUGACGUCUUUUAGAGCGAUUUUUCUUUUCCUCCUGCACUUCAACCACAUGGAGAACCUCUCCAAGAAACUUGCCCACCGCUUACGCGAGCUGUAUUCCAGAAACUGUCACCUUGCGCCAAAUUUGAUCAACCUCACCGAUCGAAUCCAGGAGCGCUUAGAGGAUUCGAUUUGGUCGGUCCAGUUGUUGAAAGCUCUUCAAAGGUGCAUUGUGGAAAUGCCUCCUUUGCAACUGACCCUUCAGAGUUUGGGUUGGCACCUUAAAAUCUUGGCUCGAGUGGCACGGGAGAGUCAGAUCACCCAGAGGAGUACCAUCUGCUUCCUUCUCGAUAUCCUCGUCAACUCCAACCUUUGCGAAAGGAGAAGCUGGAACGUCGGCACCGCCAUUCUUACGGUAUGCCGCAACUUGCUCCAGCACCCAACGCUCAACCAGAUGUUCAUUGAACUGGCGGAUCUCCUGCAGCACAUGUCCAGACACUACGAGGACACGGAUAUUCAAGACCACGCUCGGUUCUACUACACCCUUCUUACCAACUUGUCCUCAGAAAAACUUGCUGGAAUCCUUGCCAUAACCCCCAUUGGAGGACAGGCGAAAGUCCGAUCGUUGUCGGCUAUCAGUGAAAGUGAAGAACUUGGCCGUUGUUUGACGGUUCUUCAGACUGAGAGUUGUGUCCUUGAGCUUAUUAAGGUUCACAAAAAUGGUUCUCAGGAUGCAGUUCUGAGGACAGAAGUCCAGACUGGGAAGGACUUGUAUGAGGUUUACCAGGAGCAACUCAAAACCCCGGGCUUUGCCUCAGAGGUCACUUUGAAGUACAACCUGACUCACGCAAAUGCAACAGAUCCGAGAUUCGACCGGAUCUUCACCAUAUGCUUGCAUUUUGACGUUAACGUGUUGCACUACGCAGACGUGAAGGACAUCUACGUGCCGUGCCUUUUCAGAGACAGGAAGCCACAUCAAGUCGGCGUGACUCUGAAGCCGCAUCACCCAUACCCGACAAAUUUACGAGUGAGCGCCAUUUUCACCACGGAAGACGGCCAGUCUUGGCACACUCAUCUCCCUGAUGUUAAAGUGUCAUUCCCGGAGAUAUUUCUCCCCAUACCUUUACCUCUAGGUACAUCGCUCCAGUCCAAGGCGGAUGUGUUUGAUCGGAUUUGGGACGCUAUGUCCUCAGGGGAACCUUGCACUUCAGAGACGAGCUUGUUUUGUUUUAAGACGGGAAGCGACACCUUGGCAGAUGUGAUCAAGCAGAAUUUCCAGGGUUAUGUGAUUUCACGAGAACUUGACGAGUGGAAGGUCUUGUUUUUCCUUCCACCUCUUUAUCAUGUUUUGUUGACGAUCCGAGAGGGUGAGGACGCUGUUCAGGUCAGCAUCGCGACAGACAACUGGGAACUCCUGCCUCAUGUCAACUCUUACUUACAAACCAUAACCGCGCCCUGCAACAGGACAACCGACGACAGACAAUGAACUCAUUGGCGACCCGUACUGUGAUGUCAUGUUGAAUUUUAAUUGAAUUAACUGAAGAUGCAUUUUAAUCAUGUUUGUAUUACCUUGAGAGUUGAUUGCACUAAAUUAUAUUUUUGAUGUAUUUACUUGUCCAAAACGAGCUACGGUCCAGAAUGAUGUAUAAUGAAGAAGUAAAUACUUGCAUCUGAUUGAAUGUAAUAAAACAAAUCGCACACUU
Neoarius graeffei (lesser salmon catfish) is the source of this 3278-nucleotide messenger RNA. RefSeq names its product adaptor related protein complex 5 subunit beta 1 (gene ap5b1). Bases 296 to 3061 code for a protein of 921 amino acids. Gene Ontology annotation, cellular component: AP-type membrane coat adaptor complex; lysosomal membrane. The transcript has 4 exons. Gene Ontology annotation, biological process: endosomal transport. NCBI's taxonomy places the organism in Eukaryota, Metazoa, Chordata, Actinopteri, Siluriformes, Ariidae. The record is from RefSeq and is a predicted model, not a curated record.